Molecule: messenger RNA, 3635 nt
Organism: Colius striatus (speckled mousebird)
Lineage: Eukaryota; Metazoa; Chordata; Aves; Coliiformes; Coliidae
Gene: PIP4K2A
Product: phosphatidylinositol-5-phosphate 4-kinase type 2 alpha
Exons: 10
Coding region: 173-1390 (405 amino acids)
Biological process (GO): phosphatidylinositol metabolic process
Molecular function (GO): phosphatidylinositol kinase activity
Source: RefSeq, a predicted model, not a curated record
CGCCGCGCGAGCGGGGCCAUUUCAGCGCGCGGCACCGGCGGGCAGGCCGGGAUGCGCACGGCAUCCCGCGGCUGCCAGCCCGCUGUCGGCUGCUCGCCCGUGGCGUUGCCGCGUUGAUUCGCCCCUUCGCUCCUCUCCUGCCCUCCCGCCGCUCACCGCCGCCGGCAGCGCCAUGGCGGCCCCCAGCAGCAUCGUGCCCGUCAUGGCGAGUAAAACCAAGACCAAGAAAAAGCACUUCGUGGCGCAAAAAGUGAAGUUGUUCCGGGCUAGCGACCCGCUGCUCAGCGUCCUCAUGUGGGGGGUCAACCACUCGAUUAAUGAACUGAGCCAUGUUCAAAUCCCUGUUAUGUUGAUGCCAGAUGAUUUCAAAGCCUACUCAAAGAUAAAGGUGGACAAUCACCUAUUCAACAAAGAAAACAUGCCAAGUCAUUUCAAAUUUAAGGAGUAUUGUCCAAUGGUUUUCCGUAAUCUGAGGGAGAGAUUUGGAAUCGAUGAUCAAGACUUUCAGAAUUCAUUGACAAGAAGUGCACCCCUUGCCAAUGAUUCCCAAGCACGCAGUGGUGCCCGCUUUCAUACGUCUUACGACAAAAGGUAUAUCAUCAAAACUAUAACAAGUGAAGAUGUAGCAGAAAUGCACAACAUACUGAAGAAAUACCAUCAGUUUAUUGUGGAGUGUCAUGGGAAUACGCUUCUUCCUCAGUUUUUGGGCAUGUACCGGCUUACUGUUGAUGGAGUUGAAGUAUAUAUGAUUGUUACAAGAAACGUGUUCAGCCAUCGUUUAUCUGUCUAUAGAAAAUAUGAUUUAAAGGGCUCUACUGUGGCUCGAGAAGCCAGUGACAAAGAAAAGGCCAAAGAGCUGCCAACGUUCAAAGACAACGAUUUUAUUAACGAUGGACAAAAGAUUCAUAUUGAUGAGAGUAACAAAAAGAUGUUCCUUGAAAAACUCAAAAAAGAUGUUGAGUUCCUUGCUCAGUUAAAACUCAUGGACUACAGCUUGCUGGUUGGGAUUCAUGACGUUGAAAGAGCAGAACAAGAAGAAGUAGAAUGUGAAGAGAAUGAUGGAGAAGAGGAAGGUGAAAGUGAUGGGACUCACCCCAUUGGAACCCCUCCAGACAGUCCAGGAAACACGCUGAACAGCUCACUGCCUUUGGCUCCGGGAGAAUUUGAUCCAGCUAUUGAUGUUUAUGGAAUAAAAUCCCAUGAAAAUGCACCUAGGAAGGAAGUAUACUUUAUGGCCAUUAUUGACAUUCUUACUCAUUAUGAUGCAAAAAAGAAAGCUGCCCAUGCUGCAAAAACGGUAAAGCACGGGGCUGGUGCAGAAAUUUCAACUGUUAAUCCUGAACAGUAUUCAAAGCGCUUCUUGGACUUUAUUGCCAACAUCUUGACGUAACCUCUCAAGUUACAUAGGACAGACACGAGACCUGGGGACAGCAGCAGUGGCUACAAGUGUAGGGAAAUAAAGGAACUCUGAGAAGCGCUCAUCUUGCAGAAAGCAACCCCUUUGUUUACAUCUGCUGGCAAAGAUGACUGAAGUGGUGGAAUACUCGCUUUAACAGCUGCCUGAUAUUCCCAGCAUAGUUCUAGCUCUUUCUGACUCUUCUGUGUGUGCAAAAAAAAAAAGAAAAACAAUUAAAAGAAAUUAAAUAAAUAGAACAGCUUACUCAGAGUGCACUGUGACUAAUACUCUGAUGCUACCAGCUGAAACAGAAUAAACGAGCAAAGAGUUGUGGGGUGGGGCUGGGGAAGAGUAAAUGCAUGUUAAAUCUACAAUAUUGAUAUCCAAUUGUAAACUGUGGAUCAGUUUAUUUUUCGAACUAAAAAGAUACAUGACAGUAUUCUUCAUGACGAUGGCGAUGACAGUGAUAAAAACUGUACUGCGAAUGUUACACUUACACCCUGCACACUGGCACUCCUUAAAAAAGCAGCUGCAACAGCCCUUGGUGCCAGAGGCUUUUCCCAUAUGGUUAAUAGCAGUUGGAUUUGUUCCUUUUUUUUCCGUUCCUCCCUCUCCCGCUUUCGUCUUCUUUUCAGCAGGAAAUUCAGCCUCUCCGACAUCUAAGAGCCGGCGUCUCUUAAAAAGAGCUAAUUCAUGCUACAUGUACAUUUUUGCUACAGUAAACUUAUGUUAAGGGAAAACUUUGCUUAUUUCACUUUGUUACCUGAAAUUUCCAUUUGUUUUAUAUUCUUGCAAUAUAGGAACUAAUAAUGUUACAAGUUGGGGGGGGGGAAGCUUACCUGAAGAAGUGCAUAGUUUUGGGCAAUAGUAGCUCCAUCUUUCACCCAUGGUGGGAGAUGUGCACACUGAUAGAAGUUCCAUUCCCUUGUAAUUUACUGAGAAUUAGAAGUCUGAAUGCUUAUGUUGUCCUGUUGAAACAGCGGUAUUUUACUAUAGAUGAUCCCUCAAAAAACGAACCCUGACAUUUACUGUUUACAUUCUUAAGGAAAGCAGGGAUAUUUCUGAAUUUCAGAGCCGUGUACAAUAUAUAUUACUUUUGAGUUUACAUGUAAAGUUAUUUUGCAGUACAAAUGAAGUAACGUUUGUCAUCUUCCAAGGUGUAAUGUGCAGUAGUGUACUGAAGUGAAUGUCUCCCUCACCUCCGUGAUAGACUCUUUUACAAUAAAAUGAGAAAGGGUGUUUCAGAGGGGUUUUUCCCAAGGUUGUCUUUUAGCAGCAAAAUGACCUGCCCUACGAUUUACUCAAGUUUGAUUGUAUAGUACAUUGCCUAAAACUGUGCUGACCAUGUUUAACUUGUUUAGAGUUUUUAAACCAACGUUGUCGUUGUAUUUCUUCUUUUCUUGUGUUUCUCCCUGAAAGACUCCAUGCUUGAAAGAGACAAAUUUACACGUGCUUAAGAGUUUAUCUACUUACACACUGUGCUAAAGCCGUGCCUUUAAAAACAUCUUUAUCGAAGUUGUUAGAUUCUGAGAAGUCAAACCCUCCCUGUCGUGGUUUCUAACUGAAAGCAGGAGUGCCAGCAUGCCUUCUCCAUAGCCAGUGUCAGUGCUGUACGCCUGCAGACCGCUCAGAGCACCUGUAACGGUUUCCUUCAGAAGAGCCCAUACAGCAGCCACCCCUCACACUCUCUUCAGCAGCCAAAGGCAAUACUCUCCCUGUUGCUGUGUACUAAUUUUCUCCUCCUUUCCCCAACCUUUCCUCCAGGAUUUCUUUUUGUUACAUUUGACUUAGUGAUGUCCACAGCACUGUAAUGUAUGUGUAUACUUUUGUAUUGUAUGUAUUUAAAUAAGUUGGUACUGUGGCUUGGUUUGUUUUUUGGGGUGUUUUUUUUGUCCUUUCCGUCUAUACCCCAGUCGUCUGCGUUCUCACCCAGUUUUCAUUUUGUGAAGCAUGCUGUGGCUUUUAAAAGUAUAAGGCCACAGAGAGACCCUGGAGUAAAAAUGAGGUACAUGUACUUGGAGUAUAUACUCAAUUGUGGCCAACAAGUGUACAUUUUUAGACAACUUUAGACAUUUACAGCAAAGCAUUCCUUUUUGUCUGUGCAGCAGUUUUUGUCACUCAUUCUUGUUGAUAAACUGUUUCUUUGGACAGGGCAAGGAAGACUUAUUAUUGUAUAUGUUAGUGCUUAGAUUACACUCCAAACAUGAGCAAGGCUUUAUAAAAUAAAGCACUUUGAUGA